CUACAGGAUCCCUAUAUAUACAUAUAAUGGCGCGCGCAGCAAACUAGAAGACCAUUGCAGUGUAUCGUCUUGCGCAUACAAGUUGCAGCGUGCUAGUAAAAAGUCGAAUGAUUGAUUGUUUUCGCUUAUGUACUUAUUGUAUAAUUAUAUAGAAGCAGUGUAACUACGAUUUAUCAUUUAAGAUUGUGUAGCUGCUUGUUUUAAACAUGUUUCGAACUUUGACUACUUUCGAUACAGAGCUUUACGCAGAUUCUGUAGAAUGGUGUCCCAUAGAACCAUUCAAAGACUUGUUCGUAUGUGGGACGUAUCAACUGAUAGAAAAUACAGAAAGUAUAGCAAAAAAUGAAUUGAAACCAAGUAGACGUUUAGGCAGAAUAUAUUUAUUUCAAGUUGUUAAUGGUGGUAGUAUAAAGUUGUUGCAACAAUUAGAAACAGAAGGUAUACUGGAUAUGAAAUGGGCACAUGGAACGUGUAAUCAAAAAAUAUUGUUAGGUGUCGUUAAUUCGUUAGGAUAUUUACAAAUUUAUCAAUUACAAAGUGGGAACAAUGAAAUGUUAAAAUUAAUGACAGAAUUGAAAGUGAACGAUCAGAAGGAAGAAAUUCUAGCAUUGUCUCUUGACUGGUCAACAGGAAAAUAUUUUAGCCAAGAUAAUUCUACAGCUAAAAUAAUAGUUAGUGAUUCUACUGGUGGCAUAUCUUUAUUUGAGUUAGACAAUGAUCAAAUAAAAAAUCUAAUAUCGUGGUCAUCUCAUGAAUAUGAAGCAUGGAUAGCUGCUUUUGAUUAUUGGAAUGUAAACAUAAUAUACACCGGUGGUGAUGAUUGUAAAUUUCAACGGUUUGAUAUAAGAACAGGAAAUAAGCCUACUAUGAUUAAUAGGAUUCACACCGCUGGUGUUACUAGUAUUCAUAGCAAUGUUGAUAAAGAACAUGUAUUAGCAUCGGGAAGUUAUGACGAAAUAUUACGCUUAUGGGAUACGAGAAAUUUCAAGAGACCGAUUUCAGAAACUAAUUUGCAUGGUGGCAUUUGGCGUUUGAAAUGGGAUCCUUUCGCGCGUCGAUUUCUAUUGGCUGCUUGUAUGUACGGUGGAUUUAAAGUAAUCGAUUGCCAGAAUACGGAGACGCCUUCGAUCGUUGACGAAUAUAACAAUCACGAAAGUUUAUCUUAUGGAUGCGAUUGGUCAUUUCUUUCUCGUCAAUGUAUUUCAGAACGAGAUAUAUUUCAAAAUAAUGAGAUAAACUUAAGGUUAGUAAGUACGUGUACAUUUUACGAUCAUAAUUUAAAACUUUCUGUAGUACGUUUGAACGACGAAUAAUCAAA
Molecule: messenger RNA, 1318 nt
Organism: Polistes dominula (European paper wasp)
Lineage: Eukaryota; Metazoa; Arthropoda; Insecta; Hymenoptera; Vespidae
Product: diphthine methyltransferase
Biological process (GO): protein histidyl modification to diphthamide
Cellular component (GO): cytoplasm
Molecular function (GO): protein binding; diphthine methylesterase activity
Source: RefSeq, a predicted model, not a curated record